Oreochromis aureus is the source of this 2416-nucleotide messenger RNA. RefSeq names its product regulator of G-protein signaling 9-like. Gene Ontology annotation, biological process: intracellular signal transduction; regulation of G protein-coupled receptor signaling pathway; G protein-coupled receptor signaling pathway. Bases 218 to 1699 code for a protein of 493 amino acids. NCBI's taxonomy places the organism in Eukaryota, Metazoa, Chordata, Actinopteri, Cichliformes, Cichlidae. The record is from RefSeq and is a predicted model, not a curated record. The transcript is spliced from 17 exons.
CCUAAUUCAAUUUAAAAAUGAUAAAUUAAUAGCACAUUAACAGUGUCCGUUUUUCCAAGUAAGAGGUUUAGGGGGGAACAUUUGAAGGCAACAUCACCAUCGAUCAGUAUUGCACUUCCCCUCAAGCAUCCCCACACGACACAGAGGGCUCUCACAGGCGGCAGCAGUGUUGUAUGUGUGUGUGUGAGAGAGAGAGAGGUGCAAAGCAUCAGACAACAUGACCAUCCGAAACGUUCUCCGGGAUCAUGGACAGAGGUACCGACCACGGAUGGCUUGUCUCAAAAAGGCGGAGAAGGUGGUCCUUGAGAUGCAGGACCCCGCAACGGGAGUGAAGCUACAGCCUCAGAGACUGGUUAUCACCACAAUACCACAUGCUAUUACUGGUGAAGACAUAGUUGCAUGGUUAGCAGACAGAUUCCAAAUCGAUGCACAAGAGGCGAGGAGUUUUGGCUCCAUGCUGGUGGCGUUAGGAUACAUCUACCCUAUACAAGACCACAAGCGUUUAGUGGUCAAACCAGAUGCAUCCCUGUAUCGCUUCCAGACACCAUAUUUCUGGCCCACACAGCAGUGGCCUGUUGAGGAUACAGAUUAUGCAAUCUACCUGGCAAAAAGAAACAUACGUAAGAAAGGAAUCCUGGAGCUGCACGAGCAGGAGCAGUACAACCGUCUUCACAAGUGGAUGAAUCAUAAAUGGGAUUUUAUAGUGAUGCAAGCUAAAGAACAGUAUAGAGCUGCUAAGGAGAGAAAGAAACCGGACCGUGUGGUGUUUGACUGUCAGGAGAGAGCCUACUGGGUGGUUCACAGACCUCCGCCAGGGACAGUGAGUGCCAUGGACUAUGGACUGGAAAGACUAAUAGAUCCAAAUGCACACGAGGCAAAAACACCCGAUGACUACGAGAGGAUCAUGAUUUUCACCCAGCAGUCCAUCAUGCGUCCCAGAGUGAAAUCAUCAGUGUCCAUUGGCGCGUUGGUGAAAUACUGUGCCACUUAUAAAGGCCACGACCCUUUUCUGUCCAAGUGUCUUCCCAGCAACCCCUGGCUCACUGAUGACGUCACAUACUGGGCUUUGAACAUGCCCAAUGUGGAAAUACCCACUAAAAUGCGUGUGGAGAGGUGGACGUUCAGCUUUGGAGAGCUCCUUUCAGACCCACGAGGACGAGAUGACUUCAGACUGUUCCUAAAGAAAGAGUUCAGCGGUGAGAACUUGGCAUUCUGGGAAGGUUGUGAGGAUCUGAAGUGGGGCACUGCUGCGACAAUGAAAGAGAAAGCAGAGCAGAUCUACAAGACUUUCCUGGCACGCGGUGCUCCACGAUGGAUCAACAUCGAUGGAAAGACGAUGGAAAUCACAGUGAAAGGUCUGAAACACCCACACAGAUACGUCCUGGAUGCAGCCCAGACUCACAUCUACAUGCUCAUGAAGAAGGACUCAUAUGGCCGAUACCUAAAAUCUCCAGUGUUUAAGGAAACAAUGAAGAAGGCCGUAUGUCCCGAGGAACACAAGUUCAGUGACUCCCAGUUGGAGCAAAAUGCAAGGAACAGACGGCCCAGUCUCAGUCCCAUCAUCAUCCGGCAACAGGAGCAGGAGCAAAAGGCCAAGAUGGCCGCCAGUGCCCCUGUUGACAUCACACAGGUCAUGAGCAAACUCAGCAAACAGGGCAAAGAGGCGCCCCCUCGUCGCACCUCAGUUAAAAAUGACUAAUUUUAUUCGUCUAAUUGCUAUAAUAGUUACAUAUAAUACAUGUAAUACAUUAUAUGUUUAGACAGGAUAUAAUUUUAUAUAAUAAAUUAGAAAACAUCUAUAAUAUGUUGCUAUUAGACCUUUCAGUGAAGAGUCAUAGACAAGAGCCCAACUAAUUCAUCAGCGUGCUGAUAUAUCUGCUGAAAUUAGCUGUUUGCUGAUCUAUUGGUAUCAAUAUUGGUAAUGGCUGAUAAAUAAAAAUUUUAAAAUUUAAAGAGUUGAAGUUGUUGUGCCUCAUAACAACUUUAAUCAUGUUUGUGUAUUGAUGCUGCAUAGUUUUUUCACCAGAGAGCACUUUCGUGGAUAGAUUUUAGCACGUGUCAAAAUAUUAGAUUUUCAAAUCAACACAUAUCGGUCUUAAAAAUCAUAUAUCGAUCAGGCUUUAUAUACUUUAUAUUUCUGUGUGAGUCACAUUUUUGACAUCUUUGGAAAUGCAUGUUUCAAAAUCUGAACCAACCUUUUUUUUGCAACUCAUGUUAAUAAAUUACUACAAGAAGAAGACAAAUGGCCAUCUAUUGUCAUCGCUGACAUUUACGUCCAUGUAAGCUGUAAGUGUUGUCUGUUUUUUUGUUUGUCAUGAUACAUUUACUGUACUGUCCAUCUUUGUGCAUUCACUGUUCUUUAGUAUGUUUUGAGUUGUCUUUGUUAUCAGUCAUAAGGUAAUAAAACAUUCAUAAA